Daldinia caldariorum is the source of this 4443-nucleotide messenger RNA. Its product is annotated as phospholipid-translocating P-type ATPase. Gene Ontology annotation, cellular component: plasma membrane. Gene Ontology annotation, biological process: intracellular protein transport; phospholipid translocation; endocytic recycling. The transcript has 2 exons. Bases 1 to 4443 code for a protein of 1480 amino acids. Gene Ontology annotation, molecular function: ATP hydrolysis activity; ATPase-coupled intramembrane lipid carrier activity; magnesium ion binding. The record is from RefSeq and is a predicted model, not a curated record. NCBI's taxonomy places the organism in Eukaryota, Fungi, Ascomycota, Sordariomycetes, Xylariales, Hypoxylaceae.
AUGGACCCCAACGACUCUUCCCAAACCCCUGCCUCGUCGAAAUCGGCUGGUACCCGUGACGAAGGACGGCAUGUGGAUUAUAUUCUUGAUUCCCCGGCGGAAAGAGAAAAGCGGAAAGGUUUGAAGGACAGCGACACGAGGAGUCAGGAUGGUGGAGACGAUAUUAGCCACAAUGCUUUUCAGCUCAACAAUUAUCGGGCCUGGGUUAAUAGGCAACGAAAACGAGCGCGAGGACCGCGAGCCAAGUUUGAAAACUUCUUUAACAACCAAUAUCAAAAAUGGAUUAUCGAGGGGCUCCUACGGCAGAAGCCUCUCCCACCGAGUCUAGAUGGUCGCCAUAUACCGAUUAGGGCCGGCGCUGCCCGCAAGGUGCCGUUGAUUGACGAGCGAAGUGGUAGCCACUACGUUUCGAAUUUCAUCCGUUCUAGUCGGUAUACCAAGUGGUCUUUCGUGCCGAAACAAUUAUAUUUCCAGUUCAGCAAGCUAGCCAACUUUUAUUUCUUGGUCAUCGCUGUGUUGCAACUGAUACCAGGUUUGAGUACGACGGGUUCGUAUACUACCCUUAUACCUUUACUCAUUUUCGUCUCUAUCAGCAUGGCGAAGGAAGGGUUUGAUGAUUAUAGGAGGUACGUAUUGGAUAAGACGGAGAACUUAGCCCCUGCGUGGGUCCUCGAUCCCGAUGGCACAGUCGAAAAGAAGUUGAGUAGGAACCGCUUGGUAAGCUUGAUCAGAAAACGUAGUAAGGAACAAGAAGAAGAGGGAAUGGCGGAAUUGCAAGAUAUGGGCGAGGGUCGCGAAAAAUCCCCGUGGGCUACUAUUCAGUGGCAGGAUAUUCGAGUAGGUGAUAUUGUCCGGCUGCGACGAGACGAUAGUGUACCUGCGGAUAUCAUUAUCCUUCACGCGACGGGGCAUAAUGGAGCGGCGUAUAUUGAAACCAUGGCGCUUGACGGCGAGACGAACCUCAAGAGUAAACAUGCCUGCUCGUUGCUUGCUCAGCAGUGCGACACAAUUGAAAAUUUGAAGAAUUGUGAAGCUGAAGUCGUGUCCGAAGACCCAAAUGCCGACCUUUAUAAUUUCGAGGGUCGUGUUACCGUCAACGGUGAAACUCGACCGCUCACGACCAACGAUGUUGUAUAUCGAGGUUCGAUUCUACGCAAUACUGAUGAAAUGAUCGGGUUGGUUAUAAAUACAGGAGAGGAAUGCAAGAUACGGAUGAACGCGAACAAGGAUGUCCGCGCAAAAGCCCCGAAGAUGCAGGAUUUACUUAAUCGCAUCGUGCUUCUUCUGGUUUUGGUCGUCCUAGCCCUUACUAUUGGCUGUAUGGGUGGCUACUAUCUAUGGCAAGACGACUACGAGCGUCAUGCUCCGUAUCUUCAUGGUGCCGAUGUGCCUUUUGAACAAAUUUGGUUUGGUUUCAUUAUUGCUUUCAACACCCUCAUCCCCCUAUCCCUCUACGUAAGUCUUGAGAUUAUCAAAGUUGGGCAAUUUUACCUGCUAGGCGACGUUGAGAUGUACGAUCCUGAAACUGAUACGCCUAUGGUUGUAAAUACGACCACCAUCUUGGAAAAUCUCGGUCAGGUCAAUUAUAUCUUUUCUGAUAAGACUGGGACAUUGACAGAAAACAAGAUGCGGUUUCGGAAACUCAGCGUUGCAGGAACAGCUUGGUUGCAUGAUAUGGACCUUAAGCGGGAUCAGCAAGAGUACGAAACGAAAGUAUCUCAGGGCAAGGUUAAGAGUCCCAACCAACAUACCAAAGGCGAAACGGAUACGAAUGCGAUUCCUAACAGGGAUGAACGUAUCGAGGCUCCGCUGAUUAACAACCAGGACCCUUCUGGUUCCGCUUCGACGUCAAAAGAUCAGGCAGGGAAUUCUCCAAUUCCAAAGACGGAAACCUUGCUCAGCUAUAUCCAACGGAACCCCAAUACAAACUUUUCGAAGAAGGCCCGGCAUUUUCUCCUUUGCGUGGCACUUUGCCACACAUGCUUACCAGAAGUUAAAGAGGACGGUGAAAUCGCUUUCCAAGCCGUUUCUCCCGAUGAGCUUGCUUUAGUACAGGCGGCUCGGGAUCUAGGUUACCUUCUCAUUGAUCGUGCAGCACACUCUAUCAAGCUCCAAUAUCAGAACCCCGAGGGAGAGCUUCUUACCGAGACGUAUGAGGUGCUGGAUGUGAUUGAAUUUAGCAGCAAACGGAAGCGAAUGUCGAUCAUCAUACGCAUGCCGGGCAACAAGAUUUGUGUCUUCUGUAAAGGCGCCGAUAACAUCAUCAUCGAUCGGCUGAGAAAUGCGUUCCUGGCGAAACAAAAGGCGUCUGCUGUGGAGCGCCGGGCUAGUAUACGGAAAAGUAUGGAGGCCGAAAGGGCUAUGAGCCGCUUAAGUGGGACGUAUAGCCCUAGGAAUAGCUUGAGUAUAAAUAAGCGCAACAGUAUCUUUCGAAAGGGUAAUAAACGCAAAUCUGUUGAAGCUAGUCGCCGCUCAGCUGUUUCAGAUGAUUUUGACACAUGGUAUACGAGGCGUGAGACGUUGGAGCUGGAGGAAGCGCCGAUCUAUGAUAUGGAUGCUGGUACUCCUCGCGCAUCUAUAGCUCUGUCCACUAGAUUAGUUGCGGGGAGCAACGAUGAUUACGAUGGAGUUGUCGACGAGUUUCUAGCCUCGGAUGAUGGCGCUAUCUUUGAGCGAUGUUUCCAGCAUAUAGGCGAAUUCGCCUCGGAGGGUCUAAGGACGCUUCUCUUUGCCUAUCGGUAUAUCAGCGAUGGAGAGUAUGAAGAGUGGAAGAAUAUCUACCGAGCCGCUGCCACGAGUCUAGUGGAUAGACAAAAACGCAUUGAGAGCGCCGCUGAACUCAUCGAGAAGGAUUUCAGUCUUGCUGGCGUUUCUGCCAUCGAAGAUAAACUGCAGCAAGGGGUCCCUGAAACGAUCGAGAAGCUCCGUAGGGCAAACAUCAAAGUUUGGAUGCUGACUGGGGACAAACGCGAGACGGCGAUCAAUAUUGCGCAUUCUGCAACGCUGGCCAAGCCCUUUUCCGAAAUUUAUAUCAUCGAUGCUACCGUGGGCAACUGGCAGGAGAAGAUAACUUCGACGUUGGUUGAUGUCGGUCGUGGCAUGGUAGCUCAUUCUGUAUUAGUCGUGGAUGGAAAUACCCUUGGCAAGAUUGAGAAUGAUGAAACAUUGAAAAUAAUGUUUUACGAUCUCGCUGUUCGGAUGGAUUCUGUUAUUUGCUGCCGAGCCUCGCCGUCUCAAAAAGCCGGGCUGGUGCAAUGCAUUCGAGAAACAGUGCCGUCUUCGUUGACAUUAGCGAUAGGAGACGGAUCAAACGACAUUGCCAUGAUCCAAGCCUCUCAUGUUGGCAUAGGUAUAUCUGGUCGCGAAGGCCUCCAGGCCGCUCGCGUAGCUGAUUAUUCCAUUGCCCAAUUCAGAUUUCUUCAAAGGCUUCUCCUCGUCCACGGUCGGUGGAUGUAUCUGCGCACGGCAAAAUAUAUACUGGCAACGUUCUGGAAAGAGUUGGUAUUCUACAUUGUCCAGGCCCAAUAUCAGCACUGGAAUGGUUAUACAGGCACCUCGAUCUAUGAGUCGUGGAGUUUGACUGUGUUUAAUGCACUCUUCACAUCUCUACCUGUUAUACUACUCGGUAUGUUCGAGAAAGAUCUCAAGGCCGAAACCCUACUUGCCGUUCCCGAGCUCUAUUCGUUCGGUCAGCGGAGUGAAGCAUUCAAUUUUAAGGAGUACUUGGCGUGGAUGUUUACUGGUGCAGUCGACACGGUCGUCAUCUAUAUGAUGGUCUGGGGUUACUUUAAGGAUAUUCUAUUUACCGAGAAUAACUCGCUUUUCCCGCUUGGACAGCUAGCCUUCACCGCCGCUGUAGUAUUGAUCAACAUCAAAAUCCUAAUCUUGGAAUGCCAUUACAAGACGGUGAUCACUUUUGUUGGAUUUUUCCUUUCUGUUAUAGGUUGGUUCGUUUGGAACUUCCUCAUAUCGGCCAUCCAUCCUUCGAAAUUUGGUCCGUACGUUGUCCGAGGCGCCUUUGUGAAUGAGUUCGGAAAUAAAUUGGGUUGGUGGACGGCGGCAGGUGCGGCGAUAGUAGCCGUGGUUGCGUUCGAGCUGGGCCUUACAGCACUGCAACGGAUUUACUUCCCGCGGGACCAGCAUCUCUGGCAAGAGAUCGAGCGUGAGGGAGGGGUUUCUGGGGUUUUGAAAGAGUACGCAGUUGAGGAGGGUCGCGCCGCGUCUCUUUCGGGAGACCUCGAAGGUCGAGACAGUAACAUUGAUGAGAAUUCAGAUCAGGGACGACCUCUAACUCCAAUCGAGAGUGAAGGCUCACCGAACAGGAACAAACUCUAUGGUUUAUUUACGCCAUCCAGCUCGGCCAAACGGGGCCAAAGAUUCCCACGUGGCGCUGGCGAGCAUGGACUGGCGAUUCAUAAAAAGAAACGAGUACAGACUGCAUGA